CCGUCGGCGCUGCUGCGUCCCGGCCGGGGUUCCCCCGCCUUGAGGGACCUUCGGGGCGGCUGUCCCGGCAGCUCCGGUGCCUCGGUGCCGGCGGAGAUGGAGCAGCGCCUGGCUGAGCUGGUGGAGGAGCUCACCACGUCGGGGGAGCCGCAGCUGGAGCCCGGCAGGAUGAAGGAGCUGAAGAAGAUCUGCAAGUACGGCCGGAGGGAGGGACGGAGCCGGGCCCGCUGUUGUCCCCAGGUCGUCGGAGGAGCACAUCAGCCACGCGUACCACCUGCUGCUGACGCGGCUCCGAGAGGAGCACGCCGAGAUGCGCUUCUCCGCCUUCCAGGUGGUGCAGGAGCUGUUCGCCAGGUCCCACCACUUCAGGACGCUGCUCAUCUCCAACUUCCAGGAGCUCCUGGAGCUCACGGUGGGCAUAGACCACGAGCAGCCGCUUCCCCCGCCCAAGGAGGUGGCGCAGAAGCUGAGGAAAGCAGCCAUCAAGGCAGUGCAGGACUGGCACGAGAAAUAUGGGGAAGCCUACAAGCAGCUUUCCCUGGGAUACCACUUCCUAAAGCAGAACAAGAAGGUACUCGGCGCUUUUUACUCCACUGUGUGGUAUCAGGUGAUGAUCACCAGGAGAUGUUUAAAGUGGAUUUUCAGGAUGUGCAUGCCAGAACUGUGGCUGAAAGGAGGAGGGAAGAGGAGAAGCAAAAACGACUGGAGAACAUUUACAAAGAAAAAGUCAAAAGAACUGAAAAAGAAGUGGAAGAACUGUCCCAAGAGAUUGCUGAUACACUGACAGAGAUGGAAAACUGUUUCCAGCUGCUGAUGCCAGAUCCUCUCAAUUUUGGGGUGAACGAGAUUGACCCUGAGCUCAGCAAACAAACAUCUGCUAAUGAGGCUGGACCUGCAUCCCCCUUGUCCUCCCAGGGAGAAGUUACCCCAUCCUCUGUGGGGUGCAUGGAUGAUGAGCAGCCCUGCUGCAGCAAGGACAUUCUGCCUGUUUCUCAGUGUGUUACAGCUGAUGGAAACAAGGAGGCAGAUGAGAAGGCUGAGCAAGAAGAGCUGGAUGGAGGCACAGGCUCAGAUGGUCGAUACAGUGGCCCUGCUCUUGAUGAUGAUGAUGAUGAUGAUGAUUACCAGACUUUUGUUAGGAACCAUGGGCUUAUUUCACAUAAAUAUACUCUAGACCUUGAAAUCUCCACAGAUAUAAAAGUGCAAGAGAAUGAAGACAAUACUGCUAUCAUAAACAGUGUCAUGGAUGCUCACAAACUUCUCAGAAAUAAGUUCUGGCCUUCUGUGCAGUCCUGGAUUCAGCUACUUACCAGAGCAGGAGUCAAUGAUGAUAGGCUAAGACGUGCCAUUGAACUCAAGAAUAAAAUGGAGACUGCUAUGAGGAAAUACAAGGAAAUGGACAUUUCCUUUAAAGCAAGAAAAAGAAAAGUGAUGAAAGCCUCAGAUGAUGAUGAUGAGGAUGAAGAUGAGUUUGUGGAGGUCCCUGAGAAGGAAGGUUAUGAGCCCCACAUUCCAGACCACCUGCGGAAGGAAUAUGGGCUUGAACCUCAGUCACCUCCAAAAGCCCCAGUGGCAAAGGCAUCAACAGGAGCAGCUCUGCAGAGCUCCCACACUCGGCUCAAAGGGAACGAGGACGAGCUUGAUCCAACCUGUGCAGCUGCCACCCUGAAACUCCUCAGAGACAAACUCCCAAAGCUACCAUCUCCUCAUGCCAGUGAAUCUGCAACUUCUGAGACAUCAAACUUGGAAGAUCCUGACAGUAAAAGAAGAAAAUUAGAAGAAAGAGCUAAAGCUCCCCUCAUGCCUUUUGGAUUAGAUCUUCACUACUGGGGAGAGGAUCAGCCAAGUGCUGGGAAGAUUCUCAAAUUUACCUCCGAGCAUCGAUUUUGGGCACCCAGUGAGGUAGAAGAAGAGGUGGAAAAUAAAGAAAUAACAGAAAUGUUAAAAACCAGGUAUAUAACAUUUGCUGGCAAGUUUGAGCCAGUGAAACAUAAAUGUCGAGCACCCAUGCCUGAUGGAACUCUGUGUGAAAGACAAGAUCGGAUCAAGUGCCCUUUCCAUGGAAAGAUAAUUCCUCGGGAUGACUCUGGGAUUCCUGUAAAUGCAGAGGACAGAGCCAGAGAAGAAAAGAUGAAGUUUGAGAAGCAAGCAGCCCAGCCAGAGUGGAGAGAUCCAGAAUUCAUGAGAGAAAUUGAAGCUGCUACAGGACUGGAUCUUGGUUCCUCUAAAAGUAAUGGAAAAGGACAGAAAAAGAAAGGGAAGAAGCAAAAAUAUCCGAAUCUGACAGACCUGAAGCAACAGGCUAACACGUCUCGUUCCCGCCUUGAGAAGAAAGUCUUCAAUAAAGGGGCCAUGAAACGGGUCAUGAAAGCCAUGAACCGGGUGGACCAAAGGAAGCACGAGAAGUUUGCCAACCAGUUUAACUAUGCACUGAAUUAAAUUCUUAAUCACCUCUGCCCUUCUUUAUUACAAGAGUGCAACUGCAAAACCCUUAAUCAAAGAUAUUUGUAUUUACACUACAAUACUUUGCUAAGCACGUUUUUAUGGGUGUCAUUUUUAAAUUGUUUCCAAGUUUAACUUAUUUGAUAGAGAAUAUUAAUUUUGGAAAAGAUGUGGUGCUGUGGAAUUGAAUGCAUCUAAAAAAUUGAUAAUUAUUUGAAAUAUGCAUGAAAUAGAGAUGUUUUAUGACUUGUACAUAAUUUGGAUAAACUGUUCGUGUUUUGGGGCUUGUUCUUUUCCUUCCUAAGGGACUCAUGUAAUUUAUACUUCCUUUGACAGUAUGUAUGUUUAAUUUUCCACUUCCAGGCCUUCAGGGAAAAAGAUACUUUAAAAACAAUUUGAUUGCUGCCAGGGAGGGCAAUGCACAGAGCAUUUUCUCAGCCUUCUGUACUAACAGAGCCACACCAAGCAGCACAGCAGCUCCUGCAGCACCUCUACAAAAACCUUGGUGCACAGUAAAAAAAUCCAAGUCAAUUGAUGCCUUCAGAUGAUAAAUGGAGCAGAGUUUGAUUUCUGCAAACUGAAUUCCAGGGGCUAAGUCAGUCUUGGUAGCUGUGGCACAGAUGGGAAAGCUGAAAUGGCCAAGAUCAUCCUGGCCUGCUUCUUCCCAAAAUGGCAUCCCAGUAUCUCUCAGAGCUGCUCCUGGGCAGCACAAAAUCUGUACAGGUACACAGAAUGUGCUCCAGUUGAACUGCAGUCAAAAAAGCUCCAGUAUCAGGUGAAAAUGAGAAGUUUAAGAAAAUCACUCAAGUGACACAAGUGAACUGCCUGGCUUGGAACAGAUAAAAUUACAGCAGGCUAAAGCCCCAGAGUCUAAGGACCUAGCUAUAAACACAAGCACCUGGAAUCUUCUAACUCCACAGAGUUAAUGUACAUUUGGAUCCACUGUGGGUUGUAGUUCUUGGCUGGGUACUUAAACAAAUCUCCCAAACUUGUUUGCUGGCUAUAGUCCAGCUUAAGGAGAGAGAAUGAAACAGUGACCAGUUGUGCUCUUACAGCACUUCUUACAGCUUUCUGGGUAAAGAAAAUCCAGACAAUCAGGAGGGUUAUGUUUGAAAAUCAAUUUCAAAGUGACCUGCAAAAGUCUCUAAUAAUUGCAGAGUAGAAUGGAUUCUCUAUAGCACAGGCUACUCACCUGUUGGAGGUGUUUUCUCAUGUGUAAAGAGACUCUUAAGAUUUAAAAUUGGGAAAAUUUUAACAACUCAGUGUAGCUUCUGAUCACCUCAGACAAAAGCUAAUUUACAGUUCUGCCAAAUACUUUCUGACUUGCACAAGUACUGCAUAGAAAGCAAUUAAUGCUGUCUUUUGAUAAUUUAUCUUGCAAGAGCUCUCUCUUCAUAUUUUGUUCUUCAACACGUUGAUAUACUUCAGAAAUACUGAAAAUAAAACAAUAAAGAGGCAGAA
This is a messenger RNA of Agelaius phoeniceus (red-winged blackbird), 3903 nucleotides long. It is a transcript of the gene UVSSA, whose product is annotated as UV stimulated scaffold protein A. NCBI's taxonomy places the organism in Eukaryota, Metazoa, Chordata, Aves, Passeriformes, Icteridae. The record is from RefSeq and is a predicted model, not a curated record. Gene Ontology annotation, molecular function: RNA polymerase II complex binding. Gene Ontology annotation, cellular component: chromosome. Gene Ontology annotation, biological process: response to UV; transcription-coupled nucleotide-excision repair.